This is a messenger RNA of Mesorhabditis spiculigera, 1824 nucleotides long. The record is from the annotation of a GenBank genome assembly. Lineage: Eukaryota; Metazoa; Nematoda; Chromadorea; Rhabditida; Rhabditidae.
AUGAGGCCUGCAGCCCUUCUCAGAUGGAGUAUAUUUCUAUUAUUAUUUCUACUAGCAGCACAUGCGGUGAAGCCGGGCAAUGAACAGUUGGACAAGGCGGCUCAAAGGCGCGCUGAAGCUCUACACCACCUCGACACUGUCAUUCUACUCACCUUCAUCUCGGUGCUUAUCGUCAUCGUACUGACAGCAUGGUUCUUCAAACAUAACCGCUUCAGAUUCGUCCAUGAAAGUGGCCUCACGAUCGUCUAUGGUCUCAUGAUUGGCUGUGGGAUCAAGUACUUCAACAUUGGUCUCUGGAGAAGCACCACAAUUGAUGUUUUACCCUCCAACAAGUCAAGCCUAUAUGCUCCGCCAGAUUUUCUACGCCUGGAAGUAAGGGAAGAUACGAAAGCACAAGCCGUUUCCUUUCAUUACGAAUUGAUCGAGGGAUUCUAUGCCGACAAGAAGAAAACGAGCGAGCAGAAGAUUGAACAAAAAACAGCGUUUUCACCGGAAAUCUUUUUCAACAUACUACUGCCCCCAAUCAUUUUCAACGCCGGCUAUAGUUUGAAAAAGCGUAAUUUCUUCCGGAACAUUGGCAGCAUCUUGGCAUUUGUUUUCGUCGGGACAACAGUUUCGUGUUUAGUUACUGGAUUGUUACUAUCCAUGAUCACAAAAAUAUUUGGGAUGGGGUUCGCGUUACAGGAGUUGUUAGUCUUUGGCGCGUUGAUCUCGGCCACUGAUCCAGUGACUGUCCUUUCCGUUUUUUCGGAAAUGCGUGUGGAGCCGGACCUGUUCGCGCUUGUUUUUGGUGAAAGUGCGCUGAACGAUGCUGUCGCCAUCGUAUUGACAAACACAAUUGAUUCAUUUUCAAUGUCAACAGAAACAAUUGAUUUUGAUUCACUCUUGAGCGCUGCACUGAAUUUCCUUUAUGUGUUUUUCGGUUCUUUGAUCCUUGGAUCAAUCGUUGGCUGCUGUACAGCUCUCCUAACAAAACUGACCGCAAUUGCCGAUCAUCCGCUGCUGGAAACAGCUCUAUUCAUCCUCUUCUCAUAUGCUUCGUUCUUAUUGGCCGAAGUACUGCAUUUAACAGGAAUCGUGUCCGUGUUAUUCUGCGGUAUCUGCCAGGCCCAUUACACGUUCAAUAAUAUGAGCGAGGAGUCUAGAUCAACUACGAAGCAGUUUUUCCAUAUAAUAUCAUUCCUCUCCGAAUCGUUCAUCUUUUGCUACAUCGGAGUGUCGGUAUUCGUUUCAAAGAAUCAGAAAUGGAAUCUGCCAUUCUUACUGUUUUCCAUCUGUUCAAUCUGGAUAGCACGCGCCGUCUUCGUCUAUCCGCUGUGUGCCCUGUUGAAUAUCCGCCGGCGACCAAAGAUUCCAAUGAAUUAUCAGCACAUGAUCCUGUUCUCCGGCCUUCGUGGAGCCAUGGCUUUUGCGCUGGCGGAUCGAAAUACAGCGACUGAAGCUAAACAAGUGAUCUGUGCAACAACAGUAGCGAUUGUCAUUCUGACAGUACUCAUAAACGGUGGAGUUGCGAGCUGGAUGAUCGAUCGGCUGAAGAUUAAAUAUGGGGAUCAAGUAUCGCAGGAAGUAACCCUUCCGCGAAGUGAUUCGGUUGGUGAGGCCCGUGAAAUGAUCGAAGGGGCAACCUCAACGACACCCGGUCAAAAUCCUUGGGACAAAGCCUUCUUGCCGAGGAAGUGGUACAACUUUGAUGCAUGUUUCAUGAAACCACUUCUCACUCACGCAAACCCGUCGCUUUUGGACACAAUGCCCAAUUGCAUGCAUAGAAUUUCAUACUUUUUCACUUCCGAUAGACAACUCGCCAAUGAAGGCGUCUCUCCGCUG